Messenger RNA from Boleophthalmus pectinirostris (great blue-spotted mudskipper), 688 nucleotides. RefSeq names its product troponin I, fast skeletal muscle-like. Gene Ontology annotation, cellular component: troponin complex. Lineage: Eukaryota; Metazoa; Chordata; Actinopteri; Gobiiformes; Gobiidae. The transcript is spliced from 7 exons. Gene Ontology annotation, biological process: muscle contraction. The coding region runs from base 95 to 631 and encodes 178 amino acids. The record is from RefSeq and is a predicted model, not a curated record.
UAUAUACCAAGUAAUCUGGCCAAAAAAUAGGGCCUUCCCAAAUCCAGUCGCGGUUUCCAACAGUUAAGGGCGUCUAGUGAAACAAACCGCCAAGAUGUCAGAAAAAAAGAUGUCCUCAAGUCGGAAGCAUCACUUAAAGAGUUUGAUGCUGUCCAUUGCCAAAGGCCUGCUAGAGGAGGAGGAGAGAGAGCGGGAGGAGGAGAGGGAGCGAUACAUGGAUGAAAACUGCCCCCCUCUGUCCCUGCCCCGGAGCAUGCAAGAGUUACAAGAAGUGUGCAAAGAAAUCCACCGCAAAAUUGAUGUGAUUGAUGAGGAGCGAUAUGACCUGGAAAUGAAAGUUAACAAGUCCAACAAAGAGAUUGACGACCUGAAGAUCAAAGUCCAGGAUCUGAUGGGCAAAUUUAAGAAGCCAGUUUUGAGGAAAGUACGUAUGUCCGCGGACGCCAUGCUCAAAGCUCUGCUGGGCUCCAAACACACAGUCAACCUGGACCUGAGGGCCAACCUCAAACAGGUCAAGAAGGAGGUCAAGGAUGAGGAUAAGGAGCUGCGUGAUGUUGGUGACUGGCGUAAAAACAUAGAAGACAAGUCUGGCAUGGACGGAAGGAAGAAGAUGUUUGAGGCCGAGGCUUAGAUCACAGACUUUAUCUCCCUAAUAUCUGCCUGCCCCUACAUCACCCAAUUCUCUUGC